AUGCGCCGUCAAUUGUUUCCGCUGACGUUGCAGCGGCGAUGCACGUUCAGUGUUGCUGCAAUGGACUGGCGACAAGUUGUGUCAAAUUAUCGAUGCAAAGAAAAUGACAAAAAUGUGUCGCUCUCGAAAAAAGACGUCGAGCACGUCGUCCGUGUCUGUACACAGAACGAUCGAGCUCGAGAGGCCAUGGAUGUAGUUCAUAGAGCAGAAAAACGUGGCAUCUUGACUCCAUUUGAUUCGCACAUUCAGAUCUGCUGCUCUUGGGCUCGAAAAGGUAAACCGGAGCGGGCACUGUCGAUGAUACCUCGACUUUACAAUCAAUACACGAAGGAAUUUCAAAAAUUGACUUCAAACCAGUCGACUGUUUACGAUCCGUUAUUGUCAGUGUUUAAAUCUCAAGGAGAUUGGCGCAGUACGUACGCUGCGAUUGAACAAAUGCAUAAAUUAAAGAUUACUCCCUCGCUCCGUGCAUUCCAAGUGCUCAUGUUGACAGCUGCGAAAGCUCGACAGACGAAUUUGGUGAUGACAACUAUAGAAUUUGUCGAGAAAAAGUUUCCAAAUUCUUUGAAUGAAGUCGCUACUUUGACGGCCAUGUGUCAAGCGCUGUUGAGUCUUGGAGAUUAUCAACGUGUUAUGGAGAUUUAUAAUAAAAUGGAUGACAACUGGGCUUCCGAAGAAGCUAAUACGAUUUUAUUCAAUCAAUUCUUGUCUGCUGCCAUUCGAUGCGAAGAUAGGACAGUUCGAUCGAAAUACGAAAAAUUGUCAAAUUUUCACUUGGCAAUGACUAUUCUUGACCGGAUGCGAGAAUCUCAACAAGCUAAACCAGACGAUUACACGUUUGCAACUUUUAUGAUGGAAUUGACUAAGCGCGGCGAGUGGGCACAAGUACUGGAUUUGUUUGAGAUAAUGUUGCAUGCCGAAGAAAGCAACCGAAAUACAGCGAUUAAGACAGAAAAGAAAUCCGUGAUCAGUGCGCUGUCGUGCUCGGCAGUAAUUCGAGCGCUUCACAAUGUUCACCGCGUCAACGAAUCGGAGGAUUUCAAAACAAAAGAGAGACCGAACGACAAGAGAGCCCCGCUGAGGAGCACGAACGCACAAAAGCGGAAGCUGAGUCACGAUUUGGCAAUUGUACUGAGACUGCUUGGUACAGUGGAUUUGCGCAAUAUUAAUCAUGUGUCGACGCUGAUUGAUACUCUCGAUGAAUUUAAAUUAUUUAUACCGGCACGUCAGGUUUUUCGACGUGUUAUGGACCAAAGAAGCAUCCACGAGACUCAAUGGCGAUAUAGAGAUGGGUAUAACAUUGACUUACACGGUCUUUCUAAAGGUGUUGGUAAAUGUGCAAUUGUAUCCACUUUGGAAGAAAUUAAGCUUGCUCAUAAAGAGAGAAGUGAUGGGGCUGGUCCAGAAAUCGCACCACUUCAGGAUCUUCGGAUAAUUACAGGAGUCGGAAAACGCAGCCAAGUAUUUAUGAAGCCCGUACUGAGGCAAGCACUUAUUGACUUAUUGACAAAGUCGUGUCAUCCUCCCCUUUGGCCGUCAAUAAACCCGACCAAUCCAGGUGUAAUGUUGGUACGUCAGGACGCUUUGCGUAAGUGGCUUGCGAAAGGUGGGAUCAUUCGGUACUCUUAG
Messenger RNA from Plasmopara halstedii, 1629 nucleotides. Its product is annotated as FOG: PPR repeat. The transcript has a single exon. NCBI's taxonomy places the organism in Eukaryota, Oomycota, Peronosporomycetes, Peronosporales, Peronosporaceae. The record is from RefSeq and is a predicted model, not a curated record. The coding region runs from base 1 to 1629 and encodes 542 amino acids. Gene Ontology annotation, molecular function: protein binding.